Messenger RNA from Galleria mellonella (greater wax moth), 2158 nucleotides. It is a transcript of the gene Jupiter, whose product is annotated as microtubule-associated protein Jupiter. Bases 192 to 800 code for a protein of 202 amino acids. The record is from RefSeq and is a predicted model, not a curated record. NCBI's taxonomy places the organism in Eukaryota, Metazoa, Arthropoda, Insecta, Lepidoptera, Pyralidae. The transcript has 5 exons.
UGUACAACGCAGUGUUCCAUAUAAACUCACAGUACUGGCACGCAAUUAAGUAAGUUAUAUCGACACAGAUUUUUAUGAACUUUUCGUGACACAGAUUUGACGUGACCUGUUGACAGUGUAAUCCCUUGAGUUUUCGGGUGGAGGGACAAAAUUUUAAGUAAAUUCUCAGUGAAUCUGUGUUUUAAUCACCAAUGUCAUCCACACUCAUAUUUGUGGGGUUGCCGGAGGAUUCAAAGAGCUCAAUUACAAAGGUGCCAAAUGCUCCCAAGAGCUGCAUCGCCGAGAUCUUCAGCUCGGAUGUUACAGACAGUAGCCCAGUGAAAAACGGCACCGUGCGCCCGCGUGUGGUGCGCGAUACACCGACUCGCCCCCGCGACACACACUCCAGACUUUUUGGACAGGCUGUAAAUACUUCUGUAACUCCGAUGAUCACGGACACCAUACGCAGUAACAUCCAGUUCGGGGAUUCGCAGAUGAACGGCGGCAGCCCCAUCCACUCACCCUCCAAACAUCUGACCAAUGGAAGCGCCUCGUCGACGCCCAGUCGAGGUGAGAGGGACUUCGCGGAACACUCAACGUACUCCCCACCGAAGAGGAAUCCAGUGACCGGGGACGGAGUUAUGGUGCCACCGCCGCGCCGUCGCCACCCGGGUGCCAGCCUGCGAGAAGGCAACCCGAUCACCGGUGAUGGCUACAAGUCGAUGAAUGGCCAAAUCAACACAGUAACAUCACUAAAUGGCUCCAACAGCAUCCAUCACAACCGCGUGCCGCCUGGCGGUUAUUCAUCAGGUCUUUGGUAGACCAACCCACUUCGAUCGACUUCCCACCAUGCCACCUCACCGGACCAUAAACAAUAAAUUUAAAAACCGGCGAGUGACCAGCCUAUCCAAUCGCCUAAACACCAAUAGUACUCUAUGAUAUUUUAACACCAUGAAGUAUUAUUUGUGUUAUGACUAUGCAUUUAUUUCAACUACCAUUUUGUUAACUAAAAUAAAGUAGCAUUGUUAAAUUUUUAGUAACGCAAAUUGCACCAUCUGAACUCAACGUCCAUUAUAAAAUGAAGGGUAUAUGUUGUUAAUUCCUUAGCCUAUCCCAGUAACAGUUUAUUCGAAUAAUUUAGAAUAGAUUAUUAUAGAUAUUUUUAUAAUAGUAAUAUUUCGAUAGUUAUAAAUCUAUAAGACGAUCGAAUCUUGUGGAUCUUUGAUAUUGAUUAAUGGAAUGUAAUUACAGACGCUUAGAUUAUGGAAGUGUCUCUCUUUCUUUAAAUAUUUCUAAGGUCCACUACUAAGAGCUAUUAUGCAUGAGUGACAAAUGUCAUCAUGACAAAUUAGACACUUAUCAAGUUUGUGGAUAUGUAUAUACCUAUUGUUUUAUUAUAUCCGUAACGUGCAACUAUAUAUCCAUAUACAUACAAAUGGACAAUAUAAAAGCUGAAAUUGUCACGAUGACAAAUGUCACUCAUGCAUGUUAGCUAUAAUUAUAAUAAGAAAUUGAAAAAAUGUACUCUUUCACACUUUUACGAAUAUGUUAACGCAUGGAUAUUGAGAAUUAGGAGUGAGGAAACGUAUCAGCAAUAUACCAAAAUGAUAGUGCCUUGAUUGGUGAUGAUGAAAAAUUCAAGUAGGUUCGAUGUACGGUUGUCUAAGCGUUAUGAAAGUGAUUAUAUGUCUAUAUAUUUCACGGUAUAGAAAUAGUAAUCAUGCGGCACACGGGCUAAUUGAUACAAUUAAUGAUAAAAAUUAUAAUAUAAUUAUAUUCAACACUAUAUAAGUCUUUUCUCGUUUGUUGAAUUUCAUUAUCAUAGUUUAAAAAUAAAGGGUUUAUAGAAAUGCAUUUAUUUUGUCUUUUUAUACAAGUUUAUUUCUUUUUUAGUUUAUUUUCUACUCGUUUAGACGUAAUUGUAAAAAUGGAUUUGAAUUUUGGUAGAUUAUCUGUUAACAUUAUAUCGGACCAUAGUGUGUUAUAGAUUACUAAUAGGUAAAUGAUAACGUUUCUAUGAGUAGGUAGUUAGUUUUCGUCUAGCAUUAACCUAGGCAUAUCAUCUUUGUAAAAAUGUUUUUUAAUAUUCUAACAUGACAGUGCAUAAUCACAGGCCUAACUGUAACAAACUGUUAAUAGAUAAUAACCCAUUAUUUCAAAAUAAAGUUUUUUUAUUGAA